Messenger RNA from Xylaria bambusicola, 1314 nucleotides. Its product is annotated as SCO1/SenC-domain-containing protein. NCBI's taxonomy places the organism in Eukaryota, Fungi, Ascomycota, Sordariomycetes, Xylariales, Xylariaceae. The record is from RefSeq and is a predicted model, not a curated record. The coding region runs from base 144 to 1076 and encodes 310 amino acids. The transcript has 2 exons. Gene Ontology annotation, biological process: mitochondrial respiratory chain complex IV assembly.
ACUGUACAUGGGCACUGUGUUUAUCAGAUAAACGUCAAAGGCCUUGGCGCCAAGGAAGAAGUACCUACUGUAGAGCACUACUGAGAAGCUGUUGCUACGAUAGAUUGGCCAUAGCAUUGCGAGGGGAUCUGGAAACGUCUCUCAUGCAAUUGAUAAUGAAGAUGUCACAUUCAAUGGCGCCGUCCAGAUCACUUCUCCGAACUUGUUCACGGGCCCAGUCGCAGACACAGACGUGCCAGCGACUCGCCUUCUCGACACGACAUGCCUUCCCCUCUUCUACCACAACGCCUACAACGGCCGAUAGACCCGCCCUCAUAACGCCGACAAUUCAAAGUGCACGAUUUACUCGCUUGCGAAAUGAGCUUCCCCCUUCCAUCGCUGGUGGAAAGCAGCAACGUCGCUACAAGGCAAAAACGGUCGAAGAAGCGCGCAGUCGAUACCGGACUGGGCCGUUCUCAUGGAAGGCUGGUGUGUUGUUUGUUCUAGCCGGCUGCGGCCUCGUGUGGUAUUUCGAGUCGGAGAAGAAGCGCAUGCAGAGGAGGCGCAUAGCGGAGGCCACGAAAGGCGUUGGCAAACCCAAGGUCGGCGGUGAUUUCAACCUUAUAGAUCAUGAGGGCAAGCCAUUCUCUAGUGCCAACUUGAAGGGGCGUUACUCAUUGGUUUACUUCGGCUUCACACACUGCCCCGAUAUCUGUCCCGAGGAACUCGACAAGAUGGCGCAAAUGUUCGAUCUAGUUGAAGCCCAAGCACCAGGUGCCGUGGCACCUGUAUUUAUCACCUGCGACCCGGCACGCGACGAUCCCAAAGUUCUAAAGUCAUACCUUGCAGAGUUCCAUCCCAAAUUCAUUGGCCUCACCGGCACUUACGACGAAAUUAAGGAUGUCUGCAAGGCAUAUCGCGUGUACUUCAGCACGCCCAAAGAUGUGAAACCGGGCCAAGACUACCUGGUCGACCACAGCAUCUAUUUCUAUCUCAUGGAUCCCGAAGGUGACUUUGUCGAGGCGUUGGGGAGACAACAUAGUCCUCAACAGGCUGCCAGUGUUAUCCUAGAUCACGUCAAGGACUGGAAGAAAUAGGUAUGGAAACGGAGAGGGCCGUAAUGGUGAGAUAUUGAGAAUGGCUCCGUAAAGAGAGAUGCUGGAGGAAAUCUGUAUCAUACAAAUUGUGCUGAUGGCACCCCUCUCACCUGUGAUAUUAAUGUAUAUAAACAAUAUCUAUCAAAAGGCCAUUUCUAAUGACUCCGAACAUGCGCAGGGGUUUGUGAAUCGGCUGCCUUCUCGUGGUACGCCGCCUAUCCAUACUACAUUAUUACCG